AUGUGUCAAACUAAAAACUUGAAUUUAGUACCACCAAGUCUUGAAAAACGAUUGGAAGCUGCUGAAGAAGCUAAUUCACAACUACAACAACAAAAUGCAAACCUGCAAGCACAACUACAAACACAAAACACUACAAUUCAACAACAACAAAUACAAAUAACACAGCUUCAACAACAAAUAACUGAACCAGCACGAACACCAGUUCGACGUCGACGGGUCCUACGUCUUCCGUCAGAAAGCGAAGACUAA
Rotaria sp. Silwood2 is the source of this 249-nucleotide messenger RNA. The record is from the annotation of a GenBank genome assembly. Lineage: Eukaryota; Metazoa; Rotifera; Eurotatoria; Philodinida; Philodinidae.